Molecule: messenger RNA, 1005 nt
Organism: Syzygium oleosum
Lineage: Eukaryota; Viridiplantae; Streptophyta; Magnoliopsida; Myrtales; Myrtaceae
Product: structural maintenance of chromosomes protein 3-like
Exons: 5
Coding region: 100-549 (149 amino acids)
Biological process (GO): mitotic sister chromatid cohesion
Molecular function (GO): cohesin loader activity; double-stranded DNA binding
Source: RefSeq, a predicted model, not a curated record
GCUCAAAUCGGCGUGAGUUCUUUCUUGGGUGUUCUUCCUUUUUUUUUUUUUUUUGGGGGAAAGGAAGAAAAUGGAGAGGACAAAGCUAUCGUUGGAUAGAUGCUCAAGAACACUCAGACUUCACUUGCAGAAGAACAAGAACGCAAUCGCCAGUUGACAAAGCCUAUAACUGCUGAAAAGAUGGAAACAAGAAAAGCAGAGCUUGAGAUUAACCUUGCAACUAAUCUCAAGAGGCAGAAGCAAGAGUAUGAGGCUAUUAUAUCCUCAUCAGAGACUGAUUUGCAUGAAAAUGAAGCGGAAUCAAAGUGGCAGGAGCUAAAAGAUACUAAAUCAUUGGUCAUUGAUGCAACCCAGCGAUUAGAAGGAAUUAAUAGAAGUACAGAGGAAACAAAUAAGCAAAUCAAAAAGAUCAAAGAUGAGAUGGCAAAGUUGAAGGCUUUGGAGGACACCUAUGAGAAAACACUUCAGGAUGAAACUAAAGAACUUGAACAACUCUUUAGCCGGAGGAGUACUCUUAUAGCUAAAAAGAUGAGUACUAAAAAAAGAUAAGGAACUUGGGCCCGUUAUCUUCUGAUGCUUUUGAGACGUAUGUUCCCUUGUCUAACUGUGAAAAUGUUUUGACUUUGAAAAUGCUUUUGAGGCGUAUGUUCCCUUUGCUACUGAAUUUUAAUUUGGUUUCCACUAUUGAAGCUCAUCAUACCUCAUUUUAUAUGUUUGAGAUUAUAGGUAUAGACGGAGGAGCAUCAAAGAGUUGCAGAAGAUGCUUCACAGAUGCAACGAGCAGCUCCGAUAGUUUAGUCAUGUAAACAAGAAAGCACUUGAUCAAUACAUGAACUUCACAGAGCAAAGGAAGUGAGCAUCUCACAUGGACCGUGUCUUUAGUUUUGUUCAGUAUUUAUAUGAUGGAGAUUGUCGCUAAAAGCCGGAUAUUCUUUUUUGAUUCAUUUCUGUCGUCAUUGUUUAUUGUGCAAGAUUAUUUAUUAUGCAAGAUUAUUUAUUCUCUCA